Tupaia belangeri chinensis (Chinese tree shrew) is the source of this 5856-nucleotide messenger RNA. It is a transcript of the gene ZKSCAN1, whose product is annotated as zinc finger with KRAB and SCAN domains 1. Gene Ontology annotation, cellular component: nucleus. The coding region runs from base 478 to 2160 and encodes 560 amino acids. The transcript has 7 exons. Gene Ontology annotation, biological process: regulation of transcription by RNA polymerase II. The record is from RefSeq and is a predicted model, not a curated record. Lineage: Eukaryota; Metazoa; Chordata; Mammalia; Scandentia; Tupaiidae. Gene Ontology annotation, molecular function: RNA polymerase II cis-regulatory region sequence-specific DNA binding; DNA-binding transcription factor activity, RNA polymerase II-specific.
CCUUUGUGACUCAUUGUGUCUGUGUCGAGGCGUCGGGAGGGCCUAGGUCCGUUUGCGGUGCCCUUCGGUUGGCCUGAGCCCCAGAGUCAACUCCCCUCUCUCGCCCAGCGACCCCAGGCCGCUCCCGGGGCUCACGGCCCGGCCGCAGGAAACGCUGUCUCCCAGGGAGACGUCCCCGCCCCACCCCCGGGUCCAGGCGAGAGUGGCCGCGGCUUUCAGUGGCCUGGGGUGCUUGGAAACCUGGAGAGAAGCUGUCUGCCGGCCCCUUCCUGGCCCCUCGCCCUCAAGUGUUUCGUCUUCGUCAUUUGACGUUUCUGAGAACAGGGUCGCGAGCGAACCGACCCCUGUCUGAUAUCUCUGCUCUCCCGUCGUCGCCAUUUGCUUUGAUUCCGGAAUAGUACAGAAAGAGAUAACAUAAAAUACCUCCCAGAACAGAAAGGUGUGCACAGACUGAUCAAGUCAGCUCCCUGAGCCUGAAUGAUGACUGCUGAGUCAAGGGAAGCCACAGGUCUGUCCCCGCAGGUGGCACAGGAAAAGGAUGGCAUCGUAAUUGUGAAGGUAGAGGAGGAAGAUGAAGAAGACCACAUGUGGGGGCAUGAUGCCAGUCUGCAGGACACGCCGCCUCCAGACCCUGAGAUAUUCCGCCAGCGCUUCAGGCGCUUCUGUUACCAGAACACUUUUGGGCCUCGAGAGGCUCUGAGUCGACUGAAGGAACUUUGUCAUCAGUGGCUACGACCAGAAGUAAACACGAAGGAACAGAUCUUGGAGCUGCUGGUGCUGGAGCAAUUCCUUUCCAUUCUGCCUAAGGAACUCCAAGUCUGGCUGCAGGAAUACCGUCCUGACAGUGGAGAGGAGGCCGUGACUCUUCUGGAAGACUUGGAGCUUGAUUUGUCAGGACAGCAGGUUCCAGGUCAAGUUCAUGGCCCUGAGAUGCUUGCAAGAGGGAUGGUGCCUUUGGAUCCUGUUCAGGAAUCCUCAAGCUUUGACCUUCAUCACGGAGCCACACAGUCCCAUUUUAAGCAUUCAUCUCGGAAACCCCGCCUUUUACAGUCUCGGGCUCUCCCUGCCACCCAUGUUCCUGCCUCUCAUCACGAGGGAAGUCCCAGAGACCACGCGAUGGCAUCUGCACUAUUCACAGCAGAUUCCCAGGCAAUGGUGAAGAUUGAGGACAUGGCCGUGUCCCUCAUCCUGGAAGAAUGGGGCUGUCAGAACCUGGCUCGGAGGAAUCUCAGUAGAGACAACAGGCAGGAUAAUUAUGGAAAUGUGUUUUCCCAGGAUUGUGAAAACAGGAAUGAAAAUGAAGAGUCAGCCUCAAAGGCAGAAGAUUCUGCAUCACGUGGGGAGACAGCAGGAAAGUUCCAGAAGGAGCUUGGAGAGAAACGUGAACAGCAGGGCCGGAUAGCAGAAAGGCAGCAGAAAAACCCUGAGGAGAAAACUGGAAAAGAGAAAAAAGAUUCAGGGCCAGCUGUAGUCAAGGACAAAAAGUCCACCCCAGGAGAGAGAGGUCCAAGGGAGAAAGGUAAAGGAUUGGGAAGAAGCUUCAGUCUAAGUUCAAACUUUAAUACCCAAGAAGAAGUUCCGACUGGAACCAAGUCUCACAGAUGUGAUGAAUGUGGUAAAUGCUUCACCAGAAGUUCAAGCCUUAUUCGCCAUAAAAUAAUCCACACUGGAGAAAAGCCCUAUGAAUGUAGUGAGUGUGGGAAAGCCUUCAGUCUUAACUCAAACCUAGUUCUGCAUCAGAGAAUUCACACAGGAGAGAAACCUCAUGAAUGUAAUGAGUGUGGUAAAGCCUUCAGUCAUAGUUCCAAUCUCAUCCUCCAUCAGCGCAUCCACUCUGGAGAGAAACCUUAUGAAUGUAACGAGUGUGGGAAGGCCUUCAGCCAGAGCUCAGACCUCACUAAACAUCAGAGAAUCCACACAGGGGAAAAACCCUAUGAAUGUAGUGAAUGUGGAAAAGCUUUCAACCGAAACUCAUACCUUAUUUUGCAUCGGAGAAUUCACACUCGAGAAAAGCCCUAUAAGUGCACUAAGUGUGGCAAAGCCUUCACCCGGAGCUCAACCCUCACUUUGCAUCACAGAAUCCAUGCCAGAGAGAGAGCCUCUGAGUACAGCCCUGCCUCUCUUGAUGCAUUUGGAGCAUUCCUGAAAAGUUGUGUGUAAGGCAAGAAUUUGUCAUCAAGCCAUUCCCCUUUUGUUUGUAAAAUUAUUUCAGAGGUGUGUGCCCAUGGAGGGAAAAAAAAAAACCAGCCUGAAUAGAUUUUUUUUUAAAAGUCACACUUAAGGAUCCUUAUAGUUACAUCAGCAGUGUUCUGCCUUUUUGUAGUCUGUGGGCAUGUAAUUCUUCCAUACAGCCCCUGCAGGGAAAAGCUAGUCAUAUGGAUAAUCCACAUAAGAUAAAAGCACACACAGAGUAAAAUGUCAAGCUUUUCAAUCAUGAGGAUACCUUUAAGGCUCUUUUUGGACUCUCAGUAACCACAAUAUAGAAUGAAAGAUGAAGAUUGGCUUUGUGAACAUGAUAUUGAGGUUAAGAAGCUAACUUGCUGCAAACAAGCCCUGCUUGGCCAACAUCUUGCUUAUUUCUCAAAAAAGAGGGACAGGUAAAACAAAAACUAAAUUGGGACAUGCUGCUCAAGCUAGUUAUAUAUACAAUAAGUUAUAUUUAUAUGAUCACUGGUAGCCUACCAAAGCUAUAGAAAUCUAGGACUGUGCUGAUAGUAUCAAACCAAAGAUUUCUAUCUCUUACUGAAAGAGAGGGUAUGUGCACCAGUCUACAGUUCCAAAGGACUGCAACAAAUGUAGAUGGUUCUAUCCUCAUCACUGAGAUUAAUUCUACUGAAGUGGCAACAAGGAUUCAAAACACUUCUCUCCCUUCUUGAAAUCCCUAAAGCACUAGAGCACUCCUAAAUGCAUUUCUUCACAAGUUAGCACUUGAUCAUAUACUGACUUUUAAUCCUUCAUUGUUUCAUGUAUGGAAGUUUCUUAUCACCCCAAAAAAGAUAACUUCAGUUGACACAGGAUAUGUUUAUAUCCUUGACAGCAUAGCAGCACCAGACAUAGUGCUGAACACUUAAGAGGCACUCAUUAUGACUGACUUCUAAAGGACUUCUACAUUUACGAUAAAGCCUUGUGAAUCUGAGUACCUGAAAUAUGGUAGUCUGGCCCAACUUUUAAUGAGGCCCUUUGGAGCCAUGAGGCAUGCUAGACCUGUGGGACUUGAUGGUCUUUUUGUCCUAAAUAUAAACGAAAGGCAUUGGUUAACUGCCUGCAUAAACUCUAAAUAUAGAUCAAUGAGUGAAUACCACAGAAUAUCAAAUGACUCUUAAUGAAGAAAAAAUAUGUACACUGACUAAGGUCUUAUUAUUAUUUAACAUUUUCUGUGAUAGAAAUCUUAGCCAGAAUUCUCUUCAGUCAGCUGCUGAACAUGUGAUCAUUUGGGCACUUUCUCAAUCACUCAGAGUUUAGAUAAUAUAGUUCAGAAGAUAGGCUUUUGGUUGCUUUUCAGAAAAAAAAAUAGCAUUUUUUCCAUACUUUUCCAAAAACUUUGGAAAAAGCAUUUGGCAUCAUUAGCUGGUGAUUUCUAAACAUAUUUUGUUGGUCUGAGAAAUUUGCUAAUGUUCUGAGAUGUAGUUGGUUUUAUCAUAGCCAUGAUGCACAAUGUCUUUUCUUUCUCAUCACUAAAGGUUGAGGUGGAAUUAUGAAACUUUAAUUCCAUCAUCUGUGCAAGGAGAAUACACUUGGCUCCCUAGAAGCUAAUGAUGGGAGCUAUUUCACACAUACAGGAGACCUAAGUAUUGAAGGCUGUGUAGGUAGUUAUCAAUGGCUUGGGUAGAAAUGGCUCUGCUUGUGAGAGAAUUCAAAUGAUUGUGAAUAGCCCUGCAGAAACUUAGAAAUGUAACUAAGGACAAACCUGAAAACUGUCAGUGUGACCACUCCUUAACAGGAGAGCCCCACAUACAGUUUGAGAUUCUCCCUCAAAAAACAUAACUGUCAUUUAUCAGUUUACUGUCCUACAGCUGAAGUCCAGGAGACAGCAUGGCUUUAUGUGAAACCAAUAAGGUGUAAGCAGAUGUGGCCUCAGCUCUAGACCAAACUCAAAUUCUGCACAGCAGUCAUUCUUUGACACUCUCUGGCUUUAUUUCUUGGACCAAUCACAAUUUUUCCUGUUGCUUCCGAGCUGUUUCAUCAGUACUGCCUGGGAAAACGUCAAGUAGUAAGUGAAUUGGCAACCAGAGUAUUUCUGUCCAUCCAAUUUAAGAAAAACAGAGAUACUUCAGAAGAGUAUCUAGUUUUAUAGUAUAGAAAUUCAAAGAUUUUCUUCAAAUAAUAAGCCACAGUGAUGGUUACACAGAAUAUUGUUGACACUUUUGAGAAGACUUCUGCCCUCUAGAAAGCAACUGAAAGUGAAGUGCAUAGAUCCUGGCACUGAUCCAGACACUGACUUUGUUCUUAAGAAGGAAAGGACUUUGGUUGUUCUACAUUGUCCUUUUUUAAGACACAACUACAGUGCUGAUGUAAUUCAGCCAUUAUUUGGGGGUUUUGUUUUAAAAUGGCAGUUAAAUGUGACCUGCAUCCCCCACCUUUACUUCCAUUUUGUUGGGCCAUUGUAUUGACUUUGUUGCCUAGCCACUGGGCUUGCUCCAGUCAGCAGAGGCACUCCUUGAAGCAGCUAUUUGAAGAUGUGUUUUCUGAGGAAAACAAGCUAUACUGUUUAUUAAAAUCAUAUGCAUUGCAUUCAUUUAUCAGAUGCUCACUGAAAGUAUAAUUUGGGUCAUCGUCAAAAACACCUACAACAUCUGAUUAGUGCUCAGGAUGGUCAUUCUAAAGUUCUCUACUGGCUAAAGUAUGUUACCAGUUUAAGUACUGCAUAGGUAACCAUUAGCAUGCUAGUUGACAUAGUGGAAGUUUCUGAAGAGUUUUUACAAUUUUACUUUAACCUUGCCAGGAAGAGAAGUAAAAUUCUUGAAGUUGUGUGGAGGCAUUUGUUUCUAUUCCAGCCUGGCAGGCAAGGCUAAAACUCAAGAAUGAAGAUGUAUGAAACACUAUAAGGAAGGCACUUACAAAAACAUAAAAGUGAAAUUGUGCUAAAUAUGUGUAGAGUCACAUGUUUAAUAUGUGGGACAAUUCACAUCUUAUAUACACCAGAGAAUUUACUUCCGAAAAAAACAACCUCUUGAAUGUGAUAAAUGUGGCAAAGCCUUUGAUCACAUCUCAACCCUUAGCAUCAGAAAGCUUAUACUGUAAAUAAACUUUAUUAAUAUUAUAUGAGGAAAAUUUCAUGUACAGCACUCAUUGCUUUGGACAGAAUAUGAAUUCCAUCAGUAUGUUCCAGUCAUGUAAUGAAUUUCAGAAACACUGCAGAAGGAGCUCAAUCUUCACUCCAGAGGAUCCACAGAAGAAAAAAGAACAGGGAAAUGCUAAAGAAAAUGUACAACUUCUUUAAAAAAAAUUGUUAAUGUUGGGUACGUCUAUAUAUUUUGUAUGACCAUAACGUCAAUGUGUGUUUUGUACUUCCAACCCCUGUUUGUUCUGUAUAUUUCGUGUAAGCAGAUUAUGUAUUUUAUUUUAAUCUAUUUGACAGAACAUACCACUCCAAAAGAGUGAAGUUUUGGAGUGAGUAGUGAAGAAAUUGAUGUGGUUAUAGACAAAAAGUUCACAGAACUGAGGAGGGGGUAAAAGAAGCUUUAUAGUUUGGUGCUUAUCAAGUCAAAAGACAAGAUUGGUAAAUUCUUGAGACAGACGAUGAGGGCACUAAAAUGGAACAGCUCUUAUAAAUAUCUGCAGCUUUUUGAGAGUUUUCAAGACUAGUAAGUUUACCUCUGACUUGCCAGGUCUCCAUUGCAAGGAAAAGGAAUGGAA